AAAAUCAAAGCUGGUCUUUUUACUUUGCCAGAUUGGUCCAACCCCACCACCAACUACAACUCCCUUCAAAAACUGCCCCUUCCUUCUUCCCAUUCUCCACACCUCCAUCACCAUUCUCUCUCUCUCUCUCUCUGAUACUUACAACCAUUCAACAAUGGCUCAUGAAGAAGCAGUUCAAGUUCAGAAGCCUGCAGAGGAAGUGGUGGUUGUGGCUGAAGUUUCAUCAGGGCCUGAGAAGCCAUUACCAGCGAACGUAGACUCUGUUCCGGUGCCGGAAUCAGAGAUGCCGCCGGAAAAAGAAGGAGAUUCCGGCGAAGAGACAGCGCCAAAGGACUCAGAAAACGAAAACAUGAAGGAAGAAACCACCAUAGCUUCCGAGCUCCCUGAAACUCACAAGAAAGCACUCCAAGAAUUCAGAAAGCUCGUUCAAGAUGCUCUCAGAAACCACGAAUUCAGUGAUUCUCCCCCCAAAGAAGAUGCAAAAACGAAAACAGAAGAGAAGAAAACAAUCGGAAGCUGUAUUGAGAAGGAGGACACAAGCUCCGAGCCUUCAGUUCAAUCUGAAGAAUCCCAAACCGACGACGGAGCCAAAACGGUGGAAGCCAUUGCAGAGACCAUAAUCGCGGUUUCAACCUCGGAAGAUGCUAAAACCUCUGUUCAAUCCAACACAAGCCCAGAAAACCAGCAGCCGGAAGAAGCGGUGUCCAUUUGGGGGAUCAAACUCAUGGAAGACGACAAAACCGACGUAAUUCUCCUCAAAUUCCUGCAAGCCAGAGAUUUCAAGGUGAAAGAAGCGUUGACAAUGCUGAAAAACACCAUCAACUGGAGAAAAGAAUUCAAAAUCGAGGAGCUUCUAGAAGAAGAUCUGGAAACCGGGAGUGAAUGGGAGAGAGUUGUGUUCAUGCAUGGACACAGCAAAGAUGGGCACCCCGUAUGCUACAACGUUUACGGACAUUUCCAGAACAAAGAUCUGUACACAAACACCUUCUCCGAUGAAGAGAAGAGACAGAGAUUCCUGAGAUGGCGGAUUCAGUUUCUUGAGAAGAGCAUAAGGAAGCUGGAGUUCACACCUGGUGGGAUUUCCACCAUUGUUCAGGUCAAUGAUCUCAACAACUCUCCAGGGCCUGCUAAAUGGGAGCUUAGACAAGCUACCAAACAGGCCCUUCAUUUGCUCCAGGAUAACUAUCCUGAAUUCCUUGCCAAACAGGUGUUUAUCAAUGUGCCUUGGUGGUAUCUAGCAGUGAGCAGAAUGACCAGUCCCUUUUUGACCCAAAGGACCAAAAGCAAAUUUGUCUUUGCUGGCCCUUCCAAAUCAGCUGAAACCCUUUUCAAAUACAUAGCUGCCGAACAAGUGCCUAUUCAGUAUGGAGGACUGAGCAAAGAUGGAGAGUUUGGAACAGCUGAUAGUGUCACUGAAAUUACUGUUAAGCCCUCUGCCAAACAUAUUGUUGAGUUCCCAGUCACUCAGAAGUGCAUUCUGACAUGGGAGAUGAGAGUUGUGGGAUGGGAAGUGAGCUAUGGAGCAGAGUUUGUACCCAGCGCAGAAGAUGGGUACACUGUGAUAAUACAGAAACUCAGAAAAUUUGGUAACUCAGCCUGUGAAGAACAAGUGGUUUGCAAUAGUUUCAAGAUUACUGAACCUGGAAAAGUGGUUCUCACCAUUGAUAACCACACCUCCAAGAAGAAGAAGCUCCUCUAUCGUUUGAAAGCCAAACCUUCCCUUGAUUAACUUUUCCAAUGAAUUUCUUUUGUUUGUUUCAUGAAUUUUUUGUGUAUGUGGAAUGAAUGUAUUUGUUUCCCCUCUUUCUAGACUCUCUUUCCAUCAAUGUUUUUGUUACAAAUCCAAAUCUUACACCUUAAUUUAAUUGAAGUCUUAUAUAUUGA
Molecule: messenger RNA, 1884 nt
Organism: Ipomoea nil (Japanese morning glory)
Lineage: Eukaryota; Viridiplantae; Streptophyta; Magnoliopsida; Solanales; Convolvulaceae
Product: patellin-3-like
Exons: 4
Coding region: 155-1729 (524 amino acids)
Molecular function (GO): lipid binding
Source: RefSeq, a predicted model, not a curated record